This is a messenger RNA of Perca fluviatilis (European perch), 1084 nucleotides long. RefSeq names its product C-type lectin domain family 4 member M-like. The transcript has 6 exons. Lineage: Eukaryota; Metazoa; Chordata; Actinopteri; Perciformes; Percidae. The record is from RefSeq and is a predicted model, not a curated record. The coding region runs from base 40 to 993 and encodes 317 amino acids.
AAGACAAACAGGUCAAUAGGCACUACUUUCACCAGUAUAAUGGAGAACUCACAGUCAGAACAAAGGGAGGAAAUGUCAUUUGAACAAAAUAUCUCUCAAGAUUUCAACACGAAUGGGCAUUCAGGCUCUCACCAUCAAACAUUUGGACAAGGAGUGUCUAACUUAAAACUUCAUCAAGGUCUGUUUACGGAGAGAGGUGGAUCUGCAUUUCCACUCCACCGACUGGUUACUCUGGGUCUGCUGAAUGCAGUUCUGCUGAUAGCUGCUGUUGUCAUUGGGAUUUACUGUGCCAAAGCCAAUUACCUUCUGGAUCCUCAUUUAGCUGCUACACCCCUCAUCAUUGAGAUGAACUAUCUCCGCAACCACAGUGAUAUCAUCAGAGCUAAAUUGGAGGCCCAGGCACAAUUAGCGAAAGAGCGUGGCAGCCAUCGGCAACUAAAGUUGCAAGUGACGCAGACUAAGACCCUCGCUGACUACCUUCAGAGACAGAUUGAGACCCUACAGACAGAGAGGACAAAUCUGCAGUCUAACAAAACUAUCAUGGAGGAAUCAUGUGGUAGAUGUCUACAAGGAUGGAGUCUUCUUAAAUCAUCCUGCUAUUACUUUUCUCACCAUGUGUCCAACUCCAAAAAGAAUUGGUUGGAUAGCAGAGCAAACUGUAUUAGUCAAGGAGGCGACCUACUUGUGAUCAAUAACUUGGAGGAGCAGCAACUCAUAAGUGACAACUUUCCAAAGCUGAGGAGCAGUGGUUUGUGGUGGCAGAACGGAUUUUGGAUCGGCCUCACUAAAGUAGUGACAGCGGGAACAUGGGUCUGGGUUAACAAUGUGACUGAGGUUGAAACAAUGUACUGGAGACCUGGACAGCCUACCCAUGAUGGACCUCUGAGUGGGAACUGUGCUGCUUUUAAUUACUUUUCCAAUGAGAGGCCAUGGUAUAAUGCAAACUGCCUUGCCCUUCUAUUGAACUGGAUAUGUGAGAUGGAUCUAAGCUAAGCAUUAAACCUCUCAAGUGGAAAUCACAAUAACAGGACAAAUCAUUUUUGUCAAUGCAAAAUCUUUCAAAUAAACAAACUGCAGCUCCAUA